GGAAUACGCAGAACGAGUCUAAUCACUUACCGUCUUACAUUCGAGCUGCUAAGAUGACGGCAACAGGAGCAGAGAAACCGAAAUCCUAUCGACUGGUUCCCCCGGAUGGCGGCUUUGGCAUUCUCGUCUGCAUCGGCAUGGCAUUUCCCUUUAUCAGCGGGUUGUCGGCGCUGCCAUCUUUUGGCCUGGUCUUUGGGGACUUCCUGAAGAGCAUUGGAGCGGAGACAAGUGCGAUUGCCAUUAUAACGAGCACGUUCUUUUGUGCCAUGAGCUUCGCGGGUUUAUUUUCCGGUUCUCUCUUUCGAAAAUUUGGCUUGCGAUCCAUUGGCUUGACGGGCGGCAUUCUCUAUUUUCUGGGCACGGCGUUGCAAAUGUUUGCCAAGUCAACGCUGCAUCUGAUCUUCUCGUUCAGCCUGGUGCAAGGCAUUGGAUUUGGCUUAUGUCUGCCCACCUGCUAUACAACGUUUAACAAUUAUUUUGUGCAGAAUCGAGUAAUGUGGAUGGGAUUUGCCCAGACAUUGAUUGGCCUCGGAUCGAUGGUUUAUCCUAUAGCCAUGCAGAAAUUAAUGGAAUGGUACGGGUUUCGUGGUUGCCUCUUAAUACUCACUGGAAUCAACGCCCAUGCCGUGCUGGGCAUGCUCCUCAUGCAGCCCGUGGAGUGGCAUAUGAAGAAAGUACCUCUGGACGAGGAGGAAGUGCAAUUGCAGUCAACAACACAUCGACCGACUGUCAUUGUGAACGUGCAGCCGGAGACGCCAUUAAAGCCAAUACCAGAGCCGGAAUUUAUACCUAUGCCAGGUAGUGAUCAUAUCACUAAUUCGCUGUCCGUAUCGCGGUUCAGCUCGCGACGCGUUUCCCACGCCGAGGAGCAGACACUCAAAAACCUCACCAGUCUCUCCUCGAGCAUUACAAGCCUGGGCAAUUGGACUGGGCCCGUGGUGGUAACCGAUGCCUCGCCACAAAUGAUGCACAGUCUCCAGGCAUCAAGACGACAAUCGGUUGCUAGUGGUCCACCCGCCACGUCUAACGGGCAAAUUUCCAGUGAUGUGGCUGCAGUUGCGCCAGCCAGAAAGAGUCUUUGUGCCACCAUUGUUGAUUUCCUAGAUCUGACGCUACUCAAACAACCCGUCUAUGUCAACAUUGUGCUCGGCAUAACCUUUGCCCUCUACUCGGACAUCACUUUCUUCACCAUGCAGCCCAUUUAUCUUUUUGAACUCGGUUACACCAAGGUUGACGCCGCAAAAAUAAUUGCCAUUGGAGCCACAGCCGAUUUGUUAUCACGAAUAUUUUUGGCAAUUACUGCAAUAUUUAUUCAAGUUCCGGCGCGAUAUAUCUAUUUGGGUGGUGCACUAUUUACGGUCAUUGCCAGAUUUGCUUUCGAUGGCAUCACAGACUUCGUGGGUAUGGCUUGCAUUACGGCGGUUCUUGGCUUUUUGCGCACUUGGAUUCAUGUGCCGCUGCCUUUAGUGCUGGCCGAUUAUUUGCCAAAAGAACGAUUCGCGAGCGGUUAUGGCUUGUUUAUGUUCACACAGGGUAACGGAAUGUUUUUAAUAGGUCCCAUCGUUGGUUAUAUUCGUGACCGUACAAAGGAUUAUAUAUUGGUAUUUCACAUAUUAAAUGUAUUUAUGGCCCUGUGCGCCGUGCCUUGGAUAAUUGAAGUUCUGAUCGUCAAAUUCCGUCGGCGCAGCAAACUUGAACGCAAUAAUGUCGGUGAGCAGUGCAAUGUCAAUGGUACAAUGGCCCAUUGAAGCAACACUUUGUAUCAUACGAAAAUUGAAAAUAAAAGAAGUUCUUUCCUUCGAUA
Messenger RNA from Drosophila innubila, 1804 nucleotides. RefSeq lists its product as uncharacterized. The transcript is spliced from 5 exons. Gene Ontology annotation, molecular function: monocarboxylic acid transmembrane transporter activity. Lineage: Eukaryota; Metazoa; Arthropoda; Insecta; Diptera; Drosophilidae. Bases 54 to 1748 code for a protein of 564 amino acids. Gene Ontology annotation, biological process: monocarboxylic acid transport; transmembrane transport. The record is from RefSeq and is a predicted model, not a curated record.